Messenger RNA from Malurus melanocephalus (red-backed fairy wren), 2649 nucleotides. It is a transcript of the gene RXFP3, whose product is annotated as relaxin family peptide receptor 3. The record is from RefSeq and is a predicted model, not a curated record. Lineage: Eukaryota; Metazoa; Chordata; Aves; Passeriformes; Maluridae. The transcript has a single exon. The coding region runs from base 285 to 1622 and encodes 445 amino acids. Gene Ontology annotation, molecular function: G protein-coupled receptor activity. Gene Ontology annotation, biological process: G protein-coupled receptor signaling pathway; immune response. Gene Ontology annotation, cellular component: membrane.
GGACGGGAUGGACGGGACAGACAGUGUGAACAGGACAGACGGUACGGGGGCGAUGGGCGGGAGCAGCCGCGGGGCCGCGCUCAGCACCCGGGAGAGCUCCGCGCUCAGCGCGCAUGCCCCGCCCCGCCGGCGCGGAUAAAAGCGCGGCGCGGAGCCGAGCGGCGCCAGCCGUGUCAUCGGUGCAGUGUGCUUCGCCGCCGCUCCGGCAGCCCGCCGGCGCCGCUGCUGCUGCUCAGCGUCUGGGGAAAAAACUCCCGCUUAUCCGUCUCCCACCCUAGUAUGGGAUGGGCGAGCCCUGCGAGCGCGGUGCCUGCUCGCCAGCCGCUGGCUUAAAGGAAGGAGCCGACCGGGAGCCCUGGGACGCGCCGCUGGGUUUCCUGGAGGGCGCUCAGAUGRACAACGGGAGUAACGUGUCCUUCCUGCAGUUCUUGAAGAACAUCAACCUGGAGCGAGCCGACGGGAUGCAGGGGGACAGCUCUGAUGUGGUGCGGAUUGUCAUCUCGCUGGUGUACUCCGUGGUGUGCGCCCUGGGACUGGUGGGCAACCUGCUGGUGCUCUACCUGAUGAAAAGCAAGCAAGCCUGGAGGAAAUCCUCCAUCAACCUCUUUGUGACCAGCCUGGCUGUGACUGACUUUCAAUUCGUGCUGACCUUGCCGUUCUGGGCCGUCGAGAACGCUCUGGACUUCAACUGGCUCUUCGGCAAGGCGAUGUGUAAGAUCGUCUCGUAUGUGACAGCAAUGAAUAUGUAUGCCAGCGUGUUCUUUCUCACUGCCAUGAGCGUGGCUCGAUAUCGCUCUGUGGCUUCAGCCUUGAAGCAUCAGCGUCGAGGAGACCCACUGAGUGGCUGCUGCUCUGCCAAGUGGCUUUGUGCUCUCAUCUGGCUGUCAGCUGUCCUGGCUUCCCUGCCCCACGCUAUUUUUUCCACCACUGCCCCUGUCUUUAAUGAUGUUCUCUGCCUUGUCAAGUUCCCGGAAGGCCGAGGCAACAAUGCCCAGUUCUGGCUGGGUCUGUACCACAUCCAGAAGGUGCUGCUGGGUUUCGUGGUACCGCUGAUCGUCAUAAGUGUGUGCUACUUGCGCCUGGUGCGCUUCAUCAGCGACAGGCACGUGGGCAGCACCUGCAGCGGCCCCAGCAUCCGGCGCCGCUCCAAAGUGACUCGGUCAGUGUCCAUCGUGGUGUUGUCCUUCUUCCUGUGCUGGCUGCCCAACCAAGCACUUACAACCUGGGGGAUACUCAUCAAACUCAACGUGGUGCACUUCAGUAACGAGUACUUUCUCUCCCAAGUGUACCUGUUCCCCAUCAGCGUGUGCCUGGCACACUCCAACAGCUGCCUCAACCCCAUCCUCUACUGCCUCAUGCGCAGGGAGUUCCGCAAGGCGCUCAAGAACCUCCUCUGGAGGAUCACCUCGCCGUCCCUCACCACCAUGCGCCCUUUCACUGACACCACCAAGCCUGAGAAGGAGGAGCAAGCCCUGCACGCCGUGAUGCCCGUGCGCCCUGUGGCUGCUGCUCGCCCCGCCGCGGCCGUGCAGGCGGAGGUGGCCUAUUACCCGCCCGGGGUGGUGAUGUACAGCAGCCGCUACGACCUGCUGCCCGCCGGCUCCGCCGAGCAGCGCUGCUGAGACGGCAGCGGGCUCUGGGGSUGCCACUGUGCCCCGUGUGGCCUGGGGAUAUCGAAUGCCUGGUCAGGACAAGGGGAGGAGGGAUGAGUGAAGGAGGACUUGCGUGUGACAGAUGCUCUUUUGCGGUUUUGUCUGCCCUCGGAGACACUUGGAAGCUGGAGGAUGCACCCUGAGCUGGAGAGCACGACUAGAAGGAGGUAGUGCUAGGGUGUCUCUAUAGGGUGCUUUUUAGUGCUUGUAGCAAUUCUGGGGGACAAGAACUGAGGGUGAUGGGAUUCCAGCCAGGGGGGAUGCAGGAUUUGCACAGUACCGUGGGAAGGAGAGGGGCUGGCUGGGGCGGAGUGAGGCUGGGAGGCGUCAGCUGUGUCCCCUCAAGCCAGAGCCCUCCCACCCCGCGUGUCCGUGCAGGCAGGGACGGGCAGCCGAGUGCUUUUUCAGCUGCCGGACCCUGCAGAUGGUGYCGGUGUGAUUGGUCACUGCUCCCUGGCUCCAGCGAGGGCGCAGGGAUCGAUCAGACAGMCUCUGCUCCAUCCCAAACCUGCCCGGAGGGCAGCACCCAGAACGGGUAGGUACCAAACCCCUGCUUGUUCAGGCUGGUCCCUUUCCCCUCUUUUCGGUACUUAGGAAAGAGAGGGGACAAGGAACACUGUUCUGCCCUCCAGAUUUGAGCAGGAUCAGCUUUUCUAGCUACCCCUACCCUGGCAGCUGCUGCCAGGAUAUUGAGCAGCCCAGAGAGCCAAGGAGAAACCCAAGGACAGAAUUUGCAGCUUCGUGGGGAGGUGUUGCUUUGCCGGGAUUUGGAGGCAGGGUGUGAUCCCCCUAACACUGUUCUCCAGCCUCUCUCCAGGCCACUGAGAGGAAAGGAAACCUCACAGCCCCAGACCAUGUGGAGCAAGACAGCAUCUCUCUCAGGGCACUGAAGUUGAAGGCUUAAUUUUUACUGCACUUCAGACUACCUGUUCAUAUUUCACUUCGGGAAAUCAGCACAAUUGUAAAUAAAACUAAAAAAAAAAAAAAAAAAAAAAAA